Molecule: messenger RNA, 4776 nt
Organism: Trachemys scripta elegans
Lineage: Eukaryota; Metazoa; Chordata; Testudines; Emydidae
Gene: GRAMD1B
Product: GRAM domain containing 1B
Exons: 22
Coding region: 961-3603 (880 amino acids)
Biological process (GO): intracellular sterol transport
Cellular component (GO): plasma membrane; endoplasmic reticulum membrane; endoplasmic reticulum-plasma membrane contact site
Molecular function (GO): sterol binding; sterol transfer activity
Source: RefSeq, a predicted model, not a curated record
GUUUAAAAAAACCACCACAAGUCUUUGCCUGAUUCCUUUAAAAUCUCUCUUUAUUUUCUUAGGUUACAUUACAAACCCCCCACAUCAUCUGGAAGAGGAGAUUUCCAGCGAGCUGCGCUGAGAGGAUGCAUUGGGAAGCACAGGGGAAUGAAGACCUCCUUAAGAAAGAGGAGCUCCUGCCCGACAGCCAGCUGAGGGUUAACAAAAUGAACAGCUCUUGUGCGGGCAGAGUAUGUUCUUGGCAGUGAGCGGUGGUCUGUGUUACAGUAUGUGAGAGCAGGAGUGUGGAGCAGCUCAUUUCCAUUCACCAGCUGGCAGGUUGCGCUUAAAUCUCAGGAUCCAGUGUCUGGCUGCAGCGAAGCAUCCCCCUCCUCGCCACGCCAAACCUCAUCUCUUCCUCUGGAUGGGGGUCCUCUCCUCUUCGCGGAGCGGGAUUUGACUCGGGGAUGCUGCCGUGAGGAGUUCACAUCUGCAGCUUUGACAGGACUUCCCCCGACUGUCUGAAUGAAUGAAUGCCUUUCAGAGCAGAACCAGCUCCACGUUGCUCUCGGUCUCCCAAGACUGUUUUCCAGCACAGCUCCGGAGGAGUGUUCACUGAGCCACGACUGGGCAAAGAGCAGAGAAAACAGCAGAAUGAAAAAAGCCAAGAGAGCCCAGCGGGUUGUCAGCAGUCCUUGUAGCAGAGGCUAAACUCACUGCCCUGAAAGAGACCAGGCAGGAGAGGAAGUUGCUUCUCAGUGAGAAAGGAGGAGAAAACAAAAGAGAAACUUUGAAACUGGCAUCCCCCCCUGCACCCACGUUAAAUGAAAGCACCGAGAAACAUGAGAUUUCCUUGUCGAGGGGUGGGAACAUGUUGAACUGGGGAGGAGUGGAGAAGAGCAGCUUUUAGCUUGUGGUUUGGUUUAUAGUGAGAUCUGAGAGAUAGCGCAGAGGUGGGAGGGGAAGGUGAAAGGGGAUCUGAUGCCUGCUGCCAAUAUGACAGAAACCCUCCAGCUCCCGGCAUUGCAGGUCCCAGAGCAACAGGUGCCAGAGUGCAGCCGGGCCUGGUCCAGUUCGUCCACCCCCACCCUACGCAGGAGGCGCUUCAAGAUGAGACGGAUGAAGAACGUGCAAGAGCAGAGCCUGGAGGCCGGCGGGUACCAGGACUCUCCUUCCCCCAACAAAGAGUUCCUGCAACUCCCAUCCAUAGAAAUCACCCCAUCCAGUGACGAGGACACCCCAUGGUCGAACUGCUCUACGCCCAGCGCCUCCCCGCGGCGCAAGCGCGUCCUGCUUCGGAAGUGGCUGCGCGUGAGAGAGAAGAAGGAAUACAGUGAAAGCAGUAGCCAGCAGAGUAGCCAGCAAAGCAGCCAUGAUGACGAUGCAGCCCGAUUCCUGAGUCCCCGAAUGCGGGACGAAAGCACUGCCAGUAACUCGAACCGCAGCACGCCUGCCUGCUCCCCCAUCCUGCGCAAACGUUCCCGGUCUCCAACCCCACAGGACUCCCAAGGAGACGCCAUGGUGGAGAAAGGCUCAGACCACUCUUCAGACAAAUCCCCUUCCACUCCGGAGCAGUGUGUGCAGCGCAGCUAUUCUGCUCAGUCAGGCCGCAGUGGGGCCAAGAACUCCAAGAAAAGCCAGAGUUGGUAUAAUCAUGAGAGACAGCACAUCCGGAGAGUGUUGAGUCCGACGUAUAAACAGCGUAACGAAGACUUCAGGAAACUCUUCAAACAGCUUCCCGACACCGAGCGCCUCAUAGUCGAUUACUCAUGUGCGCUUCAAAGAGACAUUCUCCUGCAGGGCCGCCUCUACCUCUCUGAAAACUGGAUCUGUUUCUACAGCAACAUCUUCCGCUGGGAAACACUGCUGACAGUCCGUUUGAAGGAUAUCUGCUCCAUGACCAAGGAAAAAACUGCACGGCUCAUUCCUAACGCCAUCCAAGUUUGCACUGACACUGAAAAGCACUUUUUCACUUCCUUCGGUGCCCGAGAUAGGACGUACAUGAUGAUGUUCAGACUCUGGCAGAAUGCUCUCCUCGAAAAGCCCCUGUGUCCAAAGGAGCUCUGGCACUUCGUCCACCAAUGUUACGGGAAUGAACUGGGGCUGACCAGCGAUGAUGAAGACUACGUGCCUCCUGAUGAUGAUUUCAACACUAUGGGCUACUGCGAGGAGAUCCCUGUAGAAGAAAAUGAAGUGAAUGACAGCUCCUCCAAGAGCAGCAUGGAGGCCAAACCUGAAGCUAGUCCUCUGCUGCCCAAGAAGUCCAUCACCGCCUGCACGUUGACGUCCACAGGGAGCAGUGAAGCGCCAACUUCAUUUGACGGGAUGCUUCCGGAGGAGGAGGAGUUGGUGGAGAGUCCCCUUGAGAAGGAACUCACCCUUGAAAACAUCAUUGGAGACAAGAUCGAGAUCAUCGCCCCGGUGAACUCCCCUUCCCUGGACUUCAACGACAACGAGGACAUUCCAACGGAGCUCAGCGACUCGUCGGAGACCCAUGAUGAAGGGGAAGUUCAGGCCUUUUACGAGGAUCUGAAUGGCCGGCAGUACAUGAAUGAGGUGUUCAGUUUCAGCGUGGACAAACUGUAUGACCUGCUCUUCACUGACUCCCAGUUCCAGAGGGAUUUCAUGGAACAGCGUCGGUUCUCCGAGAUUAUCUUUCAUCCAUGGAAGAAGGAAGAAAAUGGCAAUCAGAGCAGAGCAAUCCUGUACACAAUCACCCUCACCAAUCCUCUCGCCCCGAAAACUGCUACUGUCACUGAGACUCAGACAAUGUACAAAGCCAGCCAAGAAAGCGAGUGCUACGUGAUAGACGCAGAGGUGCUAACUCACGACGUCCCCUACCAUGAUUAUUUCUACACCAUUAACCGCUACACGUUGACUCGUGUCGCCAGAAACAAAAGCCGACUCAGGGUUUCUACAGAGCUACGUUACAGGAAGCAGCCGUGGGGACUUGUGAAAUCCUUCAUCGAGAAAAACUUCUGGAGUGGCCUAGAAGAUUAUUUCCGUCAUUUAGAGAGCGAACUGACCAAAACCGAGAGCAUGUACCUAGCGGAGAUCCACAGACAAUCCCCCAAAGAGAAGAUGAGCAAGCAAUCCACAUUGCGCCGAAGGAAACGGCCCCACGCCCACCUGCGGGUGCCACACCUGGAGGAGGUGCUGAGUCCUGUCACCACCCCCACAGAUGAGGAGGUUGUGCAUCGAAUCAAGCACGUGGCAGGUUCCACGCAGACGCGGCAUGUCCCUGAGGACAGUCCCAGUGGCUUCCAUCUGCAGAGCGUCUCCAAGCUGCUGGUCGUUAUCAGCUGUGUUCUGGUGCUGUUGGUAAUUCUCAAUAUGAUGCUGUUCUACAAACUUUGGAUGUUGGAAUACACCACCCAGACCCUCACCGCAUGGCAGGGCCUGCGGCUACCGGAAAGGUUACCCCAGUCUCAGUCGGAGUGGGCUCGGUUGCUAGAGUCCCAGCAGAAGUAUCAUGACACAGAGCUGCAGAAGUGGCGUGAGAUCAUCAAAUCCUCCGUGAUGCUUCUAGACCAGAUGAAGGAUUCACUAGUAAACCUGCAGAAUGGCAUCGGGUCGCGUGACUACGGGUCGGAACCAGAGGAGAAACGGAAACGUUUCCACUAACAGAGGCGAACACAGGAGGCCAGAGGAUUGUGUGCAAUAUGUGUAUAUAGACCAUAUAAAUAUAUAUAUACAGAAUAUAAAUAUAUAUAUAUAUAUAUAUUAUAUACAGAUUUUAAAAGCGGAAAAAAGCCUAUGUACUGAGGAGGAGAAGCGUGGGUGCAGACCUCCAACACUGGUUGAACUGCAGCGUCUCUGGGGUAGGACGGGAUGCGAUGGGGGAGCUGUGCUUUCCCAGCACUGAGGCACUGUCCGGGAGAGUGCAGCUCGCGCUUACCUGUUCCCAUGCACCUCUCUUCUGUGUAUUCCUGGCUGUUUGUUUGUCUGUUUGUUUUAAAGGGAAGAAUUGGAGCAAAUGCCCCUCCCCCUCCCUCUUCCCGCCUGAGGGUACCUGAAUGUUGAACAGGUAUUUAAAGGGGACACUGUCAACUUUAGCUUGCUCCAUUGAGAAUAAGGAGGAUUUUGCUAGAAGACAUCAGUCCCUUGUAGGUGUAGCCUACUGAAUUGAGCAGGCUUUGAGCCAUGAGAGUUCUCUAGGAAACGACUCUCAUUCAGUAGUGAAUGGGGUUUGUUCUGAGCCCUCUGCUAGGAUACUGUAGUAGGGGUGCAACUCGCCAUUAAACUGGCCAGCCUAAUUUUGCUGAGUAAAGCACAGAAACUGAACCAGAUUUUCUCAAUGAAACAUUUCACUUUUUAUUAAUAGAAGUUACAUUAAUGGCAAAGUAGAGGGCGCUGAUGUGGGUUGUUGCUUGGUAUUCUUGGCUAAUCCGGACCCUGGCAUAUCUCAUUGAAGUCAGUGAAUUUAGCCCGUGGGUUCUUUUUCACUUGACAACGUCCCCUUUACAUACUCUGUUUUCCUCAACCCUCCAUGCGUUCGUGUCCCUGUCAAUAAGCCACCCCUGUGCUAAGGAGCUGCAGCUGUGCUGAAAGGGCUAUCUGUGCUCACUUCCCAGUCAGAGGCAUGUAAAGCCUAAUGGCUCUGACUUAAUACAACACCCUGGUUAUUUUUUCUUGUUGCUCACUAUUUUAACCCCCCUUCUGCCCAAAAAAUAAAAUAAAAUAGUGGGCUAGGUGAGGGCAUUCGGCAUGUACCAAUAUCCAAUAUCUAUUUACAUACAUCUCACCUCUGGUGGAAACUCACAAGGAGAGGGAGCAGCUUCCUUUUACAAAAAAAAA